Molecule: messenger RNA, 2120 nt
Organism: Paralichthys olivaceus (Japanese flounder)
Lineage: Eukaryota; Metazoa; Chordata; Actinopteri; Pleuronectiformes; Paralichthyidae
Gene: hs3st1l2
Product: heparan sulfate (glucosamine) 3-O-sulfotransferase 1-like 2
Molecular function (GO): [heparan sulfate]-glucosamine 3-sulfotransferase activity
Source: RefSeq, a predicted model, not a curated record
UCAGUCAGUUGCAACAACACUCUCACUGAGGUCGGCAGCACAAAGCAGAGCCUCUCUCUUACAAGCUUGCACACACACACACACACACACACACACACACACACACACUUACACACAUUUACACACAGGCACACACACCUCCCCACACACUGUGACACACACACUCUCAGACACUCAGCACACACCUCCUCAGGACGCCUGGGAAGCUGAAGCAAAGCUGACGAGAGGAAGGAAGGAAGGAAGGAAGAAGAAGUAGUAAAGAAAGAAGAAGAGGAAGUAAAGACACGUUUUUUGGGGGAAACAUCAAUCAGGUGAGAGGGAUCUAAACAGUCGUUGCCAUGGUAAGCUGCCAGCAGGAGCCCAAACACACCUGAUGAUGCAGGUUGUGAAAUUGAAGAGCUCCCUCCUGAGGCCCCCCCGCUGACUAAUAACGAGCACAAAUCCGUACAAGUCUGGGAGCUUCAUGAGUGUGUGCACAUAACCACCACUCCACCUCUGUGUGUGUGUGCGGCACCAUGCUGUGGACAGUGCUACUAGCGCUGCUGGUGCUUCUGUUGCUGCAGACUCAGCUGUCUGUGUGCUUAAGGGAAUUACGCACCGGGGGUUCCAGCUCCCCUGCCUACUCCUCUUCAUCGUCCUCUUCCUCCUCCUCUUACAAUGCCACCCAGCAGCGACUGCCCGGGGCCAUUAUCAUCGGCGUACGGAAAGGCGGCACCAGGGCCCUGCUGGAGAUGCUCAACCUGCACCCGGAUGUGGAGGUUGCAAAGGCCGAGGUGCACUUCUUCAACAUAGAGGAGCACUACCGCCGAGGCCUCGCCUGGUACCGAGCCCAGAUGCCCCUCACCCUCCCUGGUCAGCUGACAGUGGAGAAGACCCCCGGCUACUUUGCAGCUCCUCAUGUCCCUGCACGUGUCUGGGACAUGAAUCCCGCCGUCCGCUUGAUACUCAUCGUGCGGGAUCCAGCUGAAAGACUGGUUUCUGACUACACCCAGGUCCUUCACAACCGCCUCACCCGCCACAAGCCCUACCUGCCACUAGAGGAGCUCCUGCUGCACAAGGGCCACAUUGACACUGGGUACAAGGCGCUGCAGAGGAGCUUGUACCACCAGCAUUUGGCUCGCUGGCUGGAGGUCUUCCCCAGGGAGCAGAUCCACGUGGUGGACGGUGAUGCACUCAUUCGGGAUCCUUUUCCUGAGCUGAGAAAGGCCGAGAGGUUUCUGGAUCUGCCGCCCAGGAUCAGCCCAAACAACUUCUACUACAACACCACCAAGGGCUUCUACUGCCUCCUGUCUGCAGGACAUGACAAGUGCCUGGACGAGUCUAAAGGCCGACCGCACGCACCCCUGAGCACCCAGGCCUUCAAGAAGCUCUGCCAAUACUUCAGGAAGCCCAACAAGUUGUUCUUUGAAAUGGUGGGGAGGUCGUUUUCCUGGUGCUGAUCAGUGGUGUAGAGAAGCUGUGGAGACACCAACACAUUCAGGGACGGAGAGGGAGAGAGAAAACUGUUGUUUGUGUGUGUUUUGUCGGUAGAUGAGUGGAAAGAUUUGAGUUCUGUCGAAGUCCCUUGUUGUUGAUACCUGCUCAGGUACUAAUGUGGCCAACAAUCGUGGCACAAACGUGUGUGAAGAUAUUUGGAGAAUUCAGACUGCUGUUGGCGAACACGUGGCCAACAAAACUUUGACCAUCACCAUGCAGGUGCCUCCCUGGACAAAGCUCUGACGGUUGUGCCAUACACAAGUGUGAAACUGAGAAAUACUUGCUGGUGCUUUUUUGUGGGUUGUUAGAAGAGGAAGUGCAGAAUCGACAAGUAAUAGAAAUAGAAAUAGACAAAAAAGAUGAAACGAUUUGUUGCACUAAGAACUGAAAAAAAUGCAUUUAAAAAAACGUCAACAAUUUCACACCGGAACCAGAAACUUUGAUUUGAUUUUCCUCAACAGCUGUUUGUGUUUACUUUAUUCUUUUGUCAUUUUACUGAGUUGAGUUUUAGAUAUUGGAUGAAAAUCUUUUACGGAUUAUUAAAAGUAGGCACAUUGGAGAAAAAACGACUUGUUUUUCAAAGCCGGUGUAGGACCUUGAGUAGUCUGUGUUUCUUUUCUGUAUGUUCUUCUAAUAAACGUGUU